Molecule: messenger RNA, 1089 nt
Organism: Fusarium keratoplasticum
Lineage: Eukaryota; Fungi; Ascomycota; Sordariomycetes; Hypocreales; Nectriaceae
Product: DAO domain-containing protein
Exons: 4
Coding region: 1-1089 (362 amino acids)
Molecular function (GO): D-amino-acid oxidase activity; FAD binding
Source: RefSeq, a predicted model, not a curated record
AUGUCUCAAGGCAUUGUGGUUGUAGGUGCCGGUGUGAGCGGCUUGACAACCGCCCUUCUGCUCUCCAAGGCCAACAAAGUCACUGUCGUUGCAAAGCACAUGCCCGGCGACUAUGACAUUGAGUACACCUCACCAUGGGCAGGUGCCAACUUCUUGCCGAUGGCAAGCAAGGAAAACUCGCGAUGGGAGAGUAGAACCUGGCCAGAGCUGAAAAGACUAGCCGAGAACGUCCCCGAGGCCGGUAUUCACUUUCAGACUGUUGCAGAGGCCCGAAUGUUCAGGCGAGACAAGGACAUGAAGGGUUCUGUCCACCCUACCGAUCAUCUUCUUGACCGCGAUCCUUGGUGCAAGUCUCUGUUUCCCGACUUUCGGGAGCUGACGGCCGAGGAAUUGCCCCAAGGGUAUCAAUCCGGCAGUGAGUUCACUAGUGUUUGUAUCAACACUGCGACAUACCUCCAAUGGCUCCUGGGUCAAUGCUUGAAAAACGGCGUGAUCGUAAAGAGGGCCGUUCUCUCAGACAUCAGCGAAGCUAAGACAAUGAGCCACACCGGUUCUCCGGCAUCCAUUGUCAUCAACGCCACAGGCCUGGGCUCUCUCAAGCUCGGCGGCGUCAAUGACACUACACUCACACCUGUUAGAGGCCAGAUAGUCUUGGUUCGCAACGAAGGCCCCAUCAUGCUUGGAGUAUCCGGCACAGACGAUGGAUCUGCCGAGGACAUGUAUGUGAUGCAAAGAGCAGGAGGCGGAGGUACCAUCCUCGGAGGAACCUACGACAUUGGCAAUUGGAACGCCAACCCCGAUCCCAACAUUGCGCUACGCAUCAUGAAGCGCGUUGUCAAUGUUUUCCCCAGCAUCGCCGGUGGAAAGGGCAUUGAGGGUCUGGACGUGAUCCGACAUGGUGUGGGUUUGCGACCACUGCGAAAGGAUGGAGUUAGGAUUGAGAGCGAGAAGCUUGACGACUUGACCUGGCUUGUUCACAACUAUGGGCAUGCUGGUUGGGGAUACCAGGCAUCUUAUGGAUGUGCUGAGAGAGUUGUGGAGUUAGUUGAGGAGAUUAAGCAGCGCAGUGCGAGAGGAUCCAAGCUGUGA